UGUGGCUUCAAUUCUGUUCUUUUAUACGGGAAUUCGUUUAGUGUUUGUAUAUAGGUCAUUGUAGGUGUAGACCAUUGAACAUGUUUCGUAUAUGUGUAUAUUCUCUGCGAAUUAGCAGGGUUUUACAAGCCCAAUUGGCAAGGACACGUUCGACUGCAGCUGUUUGUGCAGAACUUGAAAAUGGUUUCGUUGAAAAGGAGGUGUUAAAAUUUGACCCGCAGCUACCGGUGGAGAGGGCACCCACACCACCAUCUUCAUGGUACACUAAUCCAUCUAUAUUGGAAUUAGAAAAGCGUUCAAUCUUUGCCAAUAACUGGGUUGCAGUUGGAAGAUUAAAUCAAGUUGAAACACCAGGACAGUAUUUUCAAGGGACAUUUGCUGAUGAAUCUUUUAUCGUAUGCCGUGAUGAGAAAAAUCAACUACAGGCAUUUUUCAAUGUUUGUCGGCAUCAUGCUAUGCCGGUAGUCAAAGGUGAAGGUUCUAUUACUCAUUUUGAAUGUCCAUACCAUGGAUGGAAGUAUGCAUUGGAUGGUCGACUGACAUUGGCUAGAAAGAUGAGAGGAAUACAAGAUUUUAAAGCUAGAGAUUACGGUCUAAUACCCAUGCCUGUCACGUCAUGGGGUCCACUGGUCAUGGUAAAGUUGAUCCCUGGACGAGACGGUGGUGAAGAUGAUUUCAAACAACUUGCUUCAUAUGAAGCAAUACUGCAACAGUUUGGAUAUGAUAUCAACAAGAAUGAAAUCAAGUUUUUCCGCAGGAAAUCAUUCCCCAUUAAAAGUAACUGGAAAGCCAUAAUUGAUAACUUCAUUGAUGGUGGAUAUCAUAUUGAUUAUGCGCACAAGAUAUUUACCGGGAGUUAUUAUGAUUUUGAUACCUAUCGAAUGCUGGAGGUCAACAAGGAUUACUCCACACAAAUAGUUGAUACGCUGAAAAGUGAUGAUCCAAAAAUUGAGGCAAGAAUUGGUAAAUCCUCCACUUAUACUUUCAUCUAUCCAAACUUUAUGGUGAGUAGAUACGGACCGUGGUUUGAAACAAACAUGGUGGUGCCUCAUGGUCAUAAUCAUGCAGAAUUUGUUUAUGAUUUCUACCUUGAUAAAAGUUUUGUGGAGAAACAAACUGAGGAAGAAGUACAGAGAUAUGUUGAUGAGAGUCUUGUUGCUGCUAAUCAAGUACAAGGAGAAGACACUGAAAUAUGUGAAGGGGUUCAAAGAGGAAUGAGCUCAAUUGCAUUUGAAAGCGGUAGAUAUGCUCCACGCAUUGAAUAUCCACAACAUGAAUUCCAUGUUAGGCUGGGUAAAGAAUUUAGGGCUUAUUUGAAAAAUAAGAGCUAG
Saccoglossus kowalevskii is the source of this 1331-nucleotide messenger RNA. RefSeq lists its product as uncharacterized. The record is from RefSeq and is a predicted model, not a curated record. Gene Ontology annotation, molecular function: iron ion binding; 2 iron, 2 sulfur cluster binding. NCBI's taxonomy places the organism in Eukaryota, Metazoa, Hemichordata, Enteropneusta, Harrimaniidae.